AUGUCCAUCGUUCAGCCUCCAAGGAUCAAUCCUACUAGGCCAAUGAGUAUUUACGCAACUCCACCAUUGGACCCGCCUUCAGACUCUCCUGAUUCUGCUGAAGACACCAAUGGCGAGGAUAGUGACGACCACAGGUCUAUUCAGAUACUGAACCUCUCCUUUACCCCACCAAGUUCAAUUGGCUCACACUCGGCAGAGAAGCCCACUGUCCUUACACCCAGGACGGAGCACAAGUUCUUUAGUUAUUUCCAGCAAAGUGCAGCUUCAACUCCACGGACUUUGGCUGACUCUACUUUUGAGUCCCCGCUGAAGCCUAUGCUUGAGUCACCAGCAAAAUUGGGUAAAUCGUUUCAAAGUCACCCUGGGGCCAAAAACUCAGCACCGCCAUCUCCGGUACUGCAAAAGACAUCUUCAUUUUCAUCAAAACUCUUCAAAAAAAUUUCAAUUCGGUUAACGAGAGGUGCGGCCGAUUCUCCACCAUCAGCCACCAUCAACAACGUCAACACCAACAUUAACAUUAGCACCAGCACUACAUCCACGAGACGUACCAAGAGCACCAAAAGCACCAAGAACUAUGUCUUGACACGUGAAAACUCGAUGAAAACCCUGGGCAAGAAAAACUCAGAACAACUGCCUCUGUCUGGACUGUCUGGACUGCCUAGACUGCCUAGACUGCCCUUGUACUCGGGCUUUACGUCACUGCCACGCUCCGAAUACCCAUCCCCUACGAUACCAUCGAUAAACGACUACAACCAAUCCCAAGCCACUAUCGAAACCUCGUUUUCGGGCUACUCGCUAGAGCCGGUGCCCGAGUCGCGCUCGUCAGAGUAUGAAGAAGCAAGCUCUCUUUACGAUACAACCAUGGAAACGCUUGGAUCCUUUGGCAUUAGCACCAUUGGCUUGAUACCUCCAAUAAAACGCUCUUCAGCUUCUGUAUCAGCAGCAUCACCACCACCACAUCAACGCCCGCAGUCUGAGCUUUUCAGAUCGAGCCCCUCGCUACGCAGCAACGCGUUGCAUUCAUCCUCAUACCCCAAGCGCUCAAAUAGCUCCAAGUCCACGUCGAGACACUCACCCAGACGCAACGAUUCCGUGGAGGCAUUGCUGGUGCCCUCCAACAUCAAAAGAGAAGCAAGCACCAAGACGACGCUGAGCAGGCCUCUGUCGCGUCGCCAUGCGUCACCUUCGAAACGCGGCGCAACCAACGACCCAACUCCAUUAUCCGCAUCAUCUUUUUCAUCAUCCUCGUCGUCACUUCUACGCCAGCAACAGCAGCAACAACAAAAUGGAGGAGGAAGAGGAGAAUCAAUACUCAAACUCAACAUCUACAUAGACGACAACAACAACAACAACUGCGCCAAUAUGAAGUUCAACGCCGCAGGUGAGCCACGCAUCGACCCCUACGACGACAACUUUAUUGCCCUUCGUUUGCGCAAGGACAAACUCCGCAAUAUCAACGAAUUGAUCAAUGUCAUUAUCUUCAAAAUCAUGAACAAGCGCAAGAAUGUGCGGUUGAACGAUAUCAAGUUGAGUAUUUUUUUCAAGGAUCCAAAUUUGAAGCCUAUUGUGUUGAAAAAGAGAAUCGAUGAGCAUGCGUCGCGCGCAAGCUUGGUUAGCGUUGGUGCUGCUGGCAAGGAAGUCGAUUUGAACAACGAUGAUUUACUUUUGGACUAUGUGCAAUUGAAACAUAAGUUAUACAUCCGAGCCCAGUUUUAA
Molecule: messenger RNA, 1716 nt
Organism: Lodderomyces beijingensis
Lineage: Eukaryota; Fungi; Ascomycota; Pichiomycetes; Serinales; Debaryomycetaceae
Source: the annotation of a GenBank genome assembly